Messenger RNA from Nicotiana tabacum (common tobacco), 499 nucleotides. The record is from RefSeq and is a predicted model, not a curated record. Lineage: Eukaryota; Viridiplantae; Streptophyta; Magnoliopsida; Solanales; Solanaceae.
CCUGCAAUCGAUUAUGCAGACUACUCUGCUGGUGCUGCCCUUGGUGGUGACUGGUCUAGUAGCCAAAUCCCCGAGGCCCAGUGGACUGGAGAUGCUGCACCUUCUGGUCCAGUAGUUGCUAGUGGUUGGUCUGGUGAAGGAGUGGCUGAAGGAGGAGGCUGGGAUACUGCAGCUGCACCUGUUCCAGUUCCUGUGCCAGAUGCCGCCCCUACUGCUGGCGCCACAGGCUGGGAAUGAACCUGUUUCCUUUAGGAAACUCUUCUUCCCUUCUGGAUAAAGAGUAGACAUCGUGUGUUCUACAAUAGUUUUGUUCAUGGCAUAGUUAAAGGAUUUUGACUCUUGUGGAUCUACUGAAUUGUUUAGUCAUUGCUAGCACGGUUUUUUUUAGAGAAUUUCAAAGUGGUUUUGUUAUCAAGAGGUGGAAGCUGUCCAAUUUAUUAUUACUGCCUUAUUCCAAAAUGGAUAACCAAAUUCUCUUUAGGAGGGUUUACUUUAUCAA